Oppia nitens is the source of this 885-nucleotide messenger RNA. Its product is annotated as cytochrome P450 3A19-like. The record is from RefSeq and is a predicted model, not a curated record. Gene Ontology annotation, molecular function: heme binding; monooxygenase activity; oxidoreductase activity, acting on paired donors, with incorporation or reduction of molecular oxygen. NCBI's taxonomy places the organism in Eukaryota, Metazoa, Arthropoda, Arachnida, Sarcoptiformes, Oppiidae. The transcript has 4 exons. Bases 1 to 885 code for a protein of 294 amino acids.
AUGUUUUCAUGGAAACACCAACAACAAAAUACCAUCAAUGGUGAUGAUCCUAAUAAUAAAUUUACCAAGCUAAUUAAAUGUCUAUUAUUUCCAUCAAAAUGGCGUAUACUAGCCCAUCAAGUUUUACCUGAAUUUUGUCUACAGGUGCUCAACAUUACCAAUAUUAUUGAAAUCGCUGGACUCGACCAGUUUGCUGAACUAGUAGCCGAAGAGUUUACUAAACGACUAAAACCUACCGAAACCAUAGCUUAUGACGAUUUUUUUCAGACACUACUCGAUCGGUGCCCAGAAUUCAUCGAUAAAACAAAUGGUAAAACAUUAGAUCAGCAAUGGAUGACCAAAGAGGAAGUGAUGGCCAAUAUGUUCGCACUAUUUGAUGGAGGAUUUGUCGGUCACUACACUUCGAUGACAUUUCUGAUCUAUGAGUUGGCCAUCAAUACUGAUUGUCAGCAAAAAUUAUACGACGAGUUAAUUAAUAGUAACUGUUUUGUGGACAGUCGUCUGAACGGUCAGUUUGAUUGGGAAACAGUCGGCAAACUUGACUAUUUGAAUGCCUGUCUAUCGGAAUCAUUGAGACUACACUCGGCUAUCAAUAGAGACGGACGGUUAGCCAAUCAGGACUAUACAGAUGAGACAACCGGUUUGACUAUCAAAAAAGGUCAGGAAAUUCAGUUAUCACAUUCAGCAGUACAACAGUGUCCCGAUUACUACCGAAUGCCCGACCAGUUCAUACCCGACCGGUUCGUCAAACAUAACAAACACCAAUUGGUUGACUCAGCGUAUCUGCCGUUUGGUUUGGGCCGUCGUAUGUGUCCCGGCUAUAAGUUUGCCCUAAUGGCCAUCAAAUUGACCAUGGCACAUUUGCUUAUUAGAUACAAUACUUAA